AUGAUGGGUGAUCCAUUUGAGUCUCUAACUGCACUACUUCCCGCGAAUUAUGUGCAUAUGGCGCGUGACGCAGCUUUAGCAUCUACCUCGAGGAUUCGUCAUCUAGUCACGCAACGGAAAAUACCUGAUGUUGGAUGGUCCGUCAACGAAAUAGAUUUGUUUGUGAGACAAAUCGCUGCCAUGGAUUCCAAUGCCUUUCCUGGGAAUGUUGGCGCUGGAGAACGAGAGUCUCGCAUUUUCUCAGUAUUAGUUGCUCAAAGGAAUUAUAACCUGGGCCACGGAAUCGGGCGCUCGGGAGACAUUCUGGCGGUGCAGCCGAAAGCCGUGGGUUCCUCGCUGAUAAAUCACCUUACGAACCACCUGGUGUCCCACGCUUUAUCCCUCGCUGGAAUCCAACCAAAGCCACACUGCUUCAUCACACCCUUCGCGACCGGCAUGGCACUCACCAUGUGCUUUCUCCGCUUGCGCCACAUGCGACCCAACGCCACUCACGUCAUCGCCACCCGCGUCGACCAAAAGAGUCACUUGAAAAGCGUCGAAGCUGCGGGUUUCCGGUUAUGUGUCGUGGCCAAUUCCCGACGCGGUGACGAGAUCACGACUGAUGCGUCGAGUGUAGCGGAAGCGGCGGAAUCGAUUGGUGUGGAGAACGUCGUUGCGGUUUUGGCGGUGACGUCGUGUUUCGCGCCGAGGGCACCCGAUGAUUUGCCGACGUUGUCGACGUGGUGUAAGGAUCAGGGUGUGCCGUUGGUGGUGAAUAAUGCGUACGGGGUGCAGAGCAGCAAGUGUGUGCAUUUGGUGAACGAGGCGCGACGGGUGGGUCGUUUGGACGUGUUUGUGCAGAGCUGCGACAAGAAUUUCAUGGUGCCUGUGGGUGGGGCCGUGAUUGCCGGGUUCGAUAAGGAGUUUGUGGACAGCAUCGCUGCAUUGUAUCCUGGUCGGGCAUCGUGUGGACCUUCAUUAGACGUGCUGAUGACUUUGCUGGAAUUGGGCGUAAACAGGUACAAGCAACUUUUGAGCCAAAGAAAAACGAUCUACGAGAAGCUGAAGUCGGCUUUGCAGAUCGUAGCUGCAAAACACGGGGAGCGAAUCUUGGAAACGAAGAGUAACAAUAUUUCUUUGGCAUUUACGCUCGACAAUUACCCGAAAGAAGACGUUUCCAAACUGGGAUCUAUGUUGUUUACUAGGAAUGUUUCGGGGGCUAGAGUCGUUUCUGGAUUGGAAACGAAAACCGUGGCUGAUGUUCGAUUAUGUGGCUGGGGAGCACAUGCUGAUGAUCACCCAAGUGCCUACUUGACGGUAGCAGCAGCAAUUGGAAUGAAGCCAGAAGAAGUGGAUAUAGUUGCAAAGCGUUUAGACAAGGCAUUGCAAAAGUUCAAGCAAGAUCUGUGAUACUCUUGAUGACCACACCUCAAAUGUGGUGCUGCGUUGCUGUGCUAGUGUUAUAUCAUGUCAGUUACGUUGCUUUCGUUAGGGUGUGAUUCUGGCAUUCCAGAAAUGUGGCUAAAUAGACAGGCCUUGAACGACUUGAUUUGACACCAAUGCUGUACUUCGAAUUAGUAAGUCACCUACAGUUAAUUCAUGUUG
Messenger RNA from Notodromas monacha, 1584 nucleotides. Lineage: Eukaryota; Metazoa; Arthropoda; Ostracoda; Podocopida; Cyprididae. The record is from the annotation of a GenBank genome assembly.